AUGUCCCGGCCUUACAAGAAGGUCCAGAUCUUUGCCGUGGCGAUCGGCAAGAGCAUGGGUGACAAGGCUGGCACUUUCUUUUCCACCGCUGACAUGCGGCAGACGGGCUUUGGCUCGGCCAUCGCGCCACAGGCCGAGGAAGUGCAAGAAGUUGACACGUUGAUGGCUGGAAGCUUUUGCAUCGUUGGAAGCGCAAUGCUCGUCUUCCUUUUCUUCUUCAUGAAGUACAUGAUCUACGUGAUCAUGUUUAGCUUCUGCGUUGGUGGUGCGCUCUGCCUUGCACAGUUCAUUGCCAUGUCCCUGCAUCACUAUGUUCCAAGACUAAAGCAGCGGGUCGUGGACCUGCCCCUACUAGGUCCAGUUACCGAGGCCGAGUGCAUUGCGGCCGCGCCAGCGGUGACGUUGGCCGUGUGCUGGUUCGUCCUGAGAAAUACGAAGUACGGCUGGCCUUUCCAGGACAUCAUCGGCGCUGGCUUUCUGUGUUGGAUGCAGCGGACUUUGAGGUUGCCCAACCUCAAGACGGCGAGCGUGCUUCUAGUAGCGAUGUUUUUCUUCGACAUCUACUGGGUCUUCAUUUCAGUGCACCAGUUCAAGCAGAGCGUCAUGGUCAGCGUGGCCACUGGCGCCGGGACUGGAGAAACAGUGCCGAUGCUGAUCAGGAUACCGCAGUUUGGAGACCCCCUUGGCGGUGAUCGCAUGCUGGGGUUUGGCGACAUUGCCUUGCCAGGGCUUCUGGUGUCCUAUCUCCGGAGACACGAUCUCACAAGCCACCGAACAUUUUGGGAAGGCUACUUUGCGCCGUCCUUGCUGGGGUACUUCUGCGGGCUUUGCGCCACCAUCGUGGCCUUGUCGAUCAUGAAGAUGGGCCAGCCCGCAUUGCUGUACCUGGUUCCUGGAACAUUGGGGACAACCGUCGUGCUCUCCCUUUGCCGAGGAGAACUGCAACUUCUGUGGGAGGGUCUGCCGGCAAGAGGUUCACGCCGUCUGGAGGACUGCUGUUGCUCUGCCUCCAUGCGUUCAGAAAUGCUGCGGAGCGGCAGGAGAGCGGUGCCAACAGUGCCCGGACCUGAAUCAACGCAGGCAAUCAGAAACAUCAGGGGCACGGAAGUUCUUCAUGUUCUUCCUAUCCAAGCUAGCAGUCCUGUUGCCCAGGAUGUCCCUUGA
Molecule: messenger RNA, 1164 nt
Organism: Symbiodinium natans
Lineage: Eukaryota; Dinophyceae; Suessiales; Symbiodiniaceae
Source: the annotation of a GenBank genome assembly